AGGACCGGUAAAGGGCAUGCGUAGUACGGUUUGCUUGGCGAUGGAUCGGGCAGAGAGCGGGGUGAUAGCAACAACACCACCGAUAACUUGUAACAUGGAGGAGAGGUUGAGCCAAGCCAGCAGCCUUGGAAGUGGGACCCACUUGUCCAGCGUGAGUGGGUUCUCACUGGGAGAGGUGAUUGUUCAGCGAGCUAAGCAGGGUUGUGAGUUAUGGCCCCAGCUUCAGUCAGAAGCUGGUACCGGGGGAGUGGCUUCAGCCUCAGCAUCCCCUCUGCUUUUGGGAGGCACAGACCGAACACAGACCCUUGAGGAGUUCCCUACUAUGGAGGAAGGAACAAUCACCAUUACCGAAGAACUGGGGAGUCCGUACAGCGAACUUGGACCGUUCCAAACCCUGCAAACGUUUGAGCUGCAGAAAAGUGAUCUGUCCCCCACCUUAGCACUUGUUACCACCUGUUCCGUGGAAGGUGAUAUGUCUGAAUCCUUCCAUCGCUCUCCACUGGAAUUUGCCCCUCUGAGGCCUGCUCCUGAUCUGUCUGGAGUAUCACAUGAGGGAUGUCCAGGAGCAUUCCGGGCCAACAACUUGUUACAGCCGCUUGUUUCAGCGGUAUCUUCAGGCCACGUGAAGGGUAGCCCUUCUCCUUCUUGUGAAGAGCAGACAGCCCGGCAUGGCAGCGAUGCCUGGAUCCUGUCCCAGUGCCCACUCAAGUCCCCCACCCCUGGUUCAGAGGCUACAGAGGAUGAGGACGUGUCUCACACAGAUAGCUACAUCCAGGACCAGCGCUUCAUGGAGCUUCCGUCCCUCCCUUUGGGGCGCGAGUCGUAUCGCGUUCCCUUUCUUGACUGCGGGCCGUUGCUGGCGCAGGAGGUGCCCACACAUCCAUUAUCAGAGCAGCUGGAUCUGCUCGGUCACUCUGGGAUGCAAGCUUCAGGGGUUCAUUCCAAUCAGAACAGUGGCCCGCCGAGGCUAGGGGCAAUUACCCGUGGCUCCAUGGCCCCUGGGGUGGAUGGAUGGAGGGACACCGACCAGCAGUGUUCCAAUGCAGAGGAUGGGCAGGCCUCACUGCAGCCUCUGCAGAAUCAGAGGGAUCCGGAGAUCUCUUACCAGCAUCAGCCGGGAGGCGAGGCUGCUCAACCAUCUUGUCCUAAUGGAAGCCAUGAACCGUCCUCUGCUGGGGGACCAGAUGCGUCAGGCAGCGGCGGUACCACGGGAACCAGGCUAGUAACUUCCAUCACGAAUUCCCACACUCCCAACAAUGACAAGGUUGAUACUGCUAUCAAGGUUUUGCCCAACAGAGGCAGCAAGGAGCAGGAGAGCCAGUUGUCUCCUGUGGUCUGCCUACUGAGCUGCACCAAUUCGUUUCUUACCCCUACCAUGGCAGCCCCCCUCUGUCAGUCCACACCAACCAGCUACCCCUCGGGCCAGGGCAGGCAAGCAGUGGGUCACCAGCCUGAAUCUGCUGGCCCCCUUGGUUUCCUGUCGGCACCAUCCUGUGAGGAGCUGAAGUCUCACUGCGCCAGCCGGGAGCCUGUGCCUCCUGGCACUUGGCAGUCUUCCCCAGCUGCCACACUGUCCCUGCCUCCCCUGGGCUACUUGGAGAAGGCAAGAGCCUCAAACCCAGGGAUGCCUCUUAGCUUCGAUAGCUUGGUGCUCCGUGGCCUGAGGGGGGUGUCUCCCCGUCAGCGAGCUUACAGUGCCAUUGCCGACUCCCUCAAUCACGUGCUGGCCCGGAGCAGUGGGGGACAGGACCUGGGACGCUCGCCCAAGAGGAACAUCGCAGUGGCCUUUGGAGCUGGGCCGGGAUCCGUCCAGACUGCUGGUGGGACCGGUGGCUGCUCGCACGCAGGCAUCAGGAGCGACAGCCCAGACCGCACCUCAUUCUGCAAACCUGACCCCUCUCCUUGCCCCCCAAAGGAUGUUGGAAACUGCAGCGUUGACUCAUUGGGGUCAGACAGUGCCAACAGUGAGGGUCUUCAGCCCGGCCACAGUGCAGCUGACCUCUUGCAACAGGAGGUCCUUCCAGAGCCCAGCUCCAGCAAAGGGCAGGAGGAGGACAGCCUGGAGCAGAACUCCGGUCUACCUGAGCACCGGAUACUCUCUCCCUUCCCAGAACCACUGAUCGCCGCUCACACCCACCAAUUCAAGACGACUUUCACAGAAGAUGGCAUGAAUCCUCAGGCUAGCUCCCUGGACACCAGCCAAGCUGGCGAGCGCACACUGACCACGUCCGGCCAUUCAUUGACCAGCCUGGAAGUGGACAACUACGUUCCCAUGUGGGCGCCAUCAUCAUUGACUACCGAAAUCAACCACUUCAACAUCGAUGACCGAAUUCCGGUUUACCUCCGGAAUCUGGGAAUUGACCAGUCUCCCACCAGCAUACUGGGAUCUAGAGGGCUUUUGAAGGAGGUUGAAUUCAGUGCCUCUGAACAGAAAGUUCUGCAAGAACCAGGGUUGGAAAGAUUUUCGGUUUCAGAAGAAGUCUCUGCAAAGGAUCGUGAUUCUGUCUGCACUUUCUAUUCGGAUGUCCUGACCCACAGCACUUCCAUUACCUUGGGCGUGGAGACAGGCCGGAAUACUCCCAGUCCGGGCGGGCCAUCACUGGGGGUGGCUGAGAUGAAGGGGCUGGAACCAGUUGUUAGCCCAUGCCCCUCCGGCUCCAACGACAGCAGCACCUGGCGCCCAGUUCAGGCUCUGUUUCUCCCAAAGGCCUCCCUCAACCAAUUGGACAAUGCUGCUGCCAGUUCUCUGCUGCUCUACUCCUCGCCCGGCAGCAGGGGGGUGCUCGCUGCUCCUGUCGCAGAUCCGGGUGGGAUAGAGACCCCCCUGCCUAGUCCAGGGGGCUGCCGAACCUACCAUCUCCCCUGCAACCGCAUGCCUCGGCGUGAUGACUCCUUCAUCGGGUCGAAGACACUGAGUGAGAUCCGCAGGCUGCUGAGUGGGGAGAAGAUGACGAAUUCUGGCCAGGACGAGGCCAUGGUGCUGGGGUAUGAUGAGAAAGAGGAGCCCCUCUGUCAGUGGGACCAGUCUGAGCCCCUGACCCAGUGGCCGGAGGCUGAAGUGGGGGCUGUCCGCGUACACCCUCCCACUGGCGGUAAUCCCAAAGGUACCAUCUCUUCAUUGCUGAUGGAGAUAGAGCCUGUCUCCGUGAGACGCUCAAGCAGGGUUGAGCCUGAGGGCUGCAGUGGGGCAAACCUGGGCCGUGUGGUGCCCAGACUAGAUCCAGGGCACCAUACCACAGACUCCUCCCAACUCACCACCACUACCUCCCUUGGUCAGGCAGUUCCUUGCCUCCCCGGCCAGCCCAGCAGAGCCUGGGCACCCACUAGCAACACUGAGUUGGGCGAUUCGGUGGACAGCAGCCACGUGGACAUCCCUGAUGCCCGAGAGACCAACCCGCUGGCAGUAUGCCAUCCUGCAGCAUUGGCGAGGAACUUCAGCCCUGCUGUACAGACCAUGGACCCUACUAUACCAGGUGGUGAAGAAACAAAGAGAUCAGCUCAGCCUCUGGACCCACUCUCAAUGCUUGAUGAGGAAGACCGCAGAAAGAUUGAAGAAAUCAAAGCAGAGCUACUUCAGAAAGCAAAGACUUCCAUUGGCCUCCAGUGUACGUGGUCAGUGAAGGCUAAGGAUUCAUCACUGGCGUUGGACCCAGGCUGGCCUGCCUGUUCCCUCCCCACCUGCCUGCCCCUCAGCAGCACAAGAUCACAAAUCCACACCCAGGACUGGGGCCCAUUGGACAAGCAGUGGAACAUGGACAAGCUCCUGGGGACCUUCGGUGCAGGGUCUCCCCCAACUCCCAUUGCUGCCAUCACUAUCUGUUCCCGCAGGAAGACCCCUUCCUCAAGCCCCUCGCUUUCGGCGUCCCUCCUUAUGGCUCCAUCUGACCACGAGCAGCCCCCUGCCCACCUCCCUGAAGCCAAGGUCUCGGCCAUAGAGCCAGCUCAGUGCUCGGAGUCAACGGUCGAUAAUGAGGAGGGUCAAUUCCCACAGGAGGACAGGCUCAUUGCCAAGCCCAUUACAGUGAGACAGGACAUAGCAGAGGCAGCCGAGGGGCUCAAGGAUGGUGACUCCAUCUCAGCCCCUCUCCGCUCUCCCACCAGGACUGUGAUGUCCCACAUCAGGGUGACCCUGUCUCCUAACCGCACCAGGAGCCCCCUUUCUCCCUCAGGCAAGCCGCUUCUCCUGUCAGGAACGCAGCCGUCUCCAUCAGCUGAGCACUCCAUCCCUGGAACAGCCAGCCCCAGCCCACCCUAUCCACCAUUGCCCAUGCCCAUGCCUGCCAUUUGCCCUACCUUCCCAUCCUUGCCCGACCACUCCCCAGGAGCCAUGUUCCCUGGCACCGAGCAACCACUGGACCAGGUCAGUCCGGAAAUGAGGACUCUCACAGUACAGGGCAGCAGCAAGGUGGACGUGUCCACUCAAACGUCUGGACUGGCUUUCACCCCCCCAGCACGAUCUAUGCUCAGCCAGGCGGCAAGCCAGGACGUGGGAGUUUCGAGUGAGGGAACACCAUCCAUACCGGCUCCGGUGACUGGGGGAACCACUGAUGUCUCUGGCCAUGGCUUGACCAUAGAUGUUCCCCUGAUGUUGCCUUACAAACCCGCAGGCAGCUCCAAGCUGUUCUACGUGCCCAGCUCUGGAGCAAGGCAUAGGAUUGGCCUGAUGGAUUCCAAGAACAGUGGUGAAAUCUCCCAAACAGAUUUAAAUAAUGUACCUCCCCCAGGCCCCCAGUCCCAAGUACUACCAACAUCAGGAAGCCACAGAGCACUUGGCAAAGGAACAGAGCACUGGAACGGUAGGAAGACUAUAGCCUCAAAGGAGACCAGGAGCAAGGAGGAAAGAGAUCCCAGAUCUCACCGGAACCUGCACACCCAGCGAGCAGGGGGCUUGGAGAGCUCACCAAGGCAUGGGCCAGAAGAUGAGGGUACCCAGUACAGGGCGAGCCGCCACCCUAAGGAGAGGCAGCAAAUGGCAGGCAGCCGACACGCCCCACUCCAGCAUACCAAACGAGAGGCCUGGUUUGGACCCUGCCCCCUGGAGGGGCAGUCCGGGUUCUCGUACAAGGAGCGGGCAAAGGCAGCGGUGAAGAGUGCUUGGGAGCAGCCAGUACCUGUGGAUCGGCCCCGGGGCAGCGCUCUGGAUGAGCUGUGGGAGCACUUCCAGGAGCGGCAGCAGAGGCACUGGAGCCUGAACUCGAGCACAGCCAGCGAGUUGUCCCUGCUGCAGAGGCUCGAUCGCCUGGCGCAGCUCCUGCGGGAUCCCUGUUCUCUGGCUGCUGGCCGCCCACGCUCUCCUAGCAUCACUUCGAUGGCUGACAGUGUCCGAUUCCUGCACGACCCCGGCAGCUCAUCACCCAGGGUCCCAUCCACCGAAUCAGCCACCAGCGGCCCAUCGGACUCCAGCAGUGCAGCUUCGACCAUCGACACCGCCCGCCUGGUCAGGGCAUUCGGGCCCGAGCGUGUGCUGCCACUCAACGGUCUCUACGGCACCAUCCAGCGGCAGAGGGAGCGCUCAGCUCCGCGACGGGAGCGGCCGAGGAAGGGAGAGACUCGAUGCCCUGGGGCUCCUGGUACUCGCAAGGUCUCCGCCCCGCAGGCUCUUACUGUAUCCUCUAGCACUUCUGACUCAGUGGCCGGACGCAGAGGGUCAGCUUGGCUGCCCCACAGACCCUCUCGCCGGCUCCUCUCCAAGAAGGUUACUCGUCUGGUCGACCAGGGCGUGCAGGCAGGCUCUCUGGAGAUCGUCCCAGGUGCCACCAGGAGACAGACCCGUGACGUGGGGGUGACCUUCCCAUCGCCGGAUCCGGAUGUGACCCUGCAGCGAUUGACCAGGCCUGGGGACAGGAGGAAAGGUGUAUUCCAGACUGAGAUGAAACCUGGUAAAGACCACAGGACACCAGCUGUCGCCUGGUACAUACCUGCACAUGAGCUACAGGGGGACUGGAGGAAGGAGAAUACCAAUAAACCAUCGCUGAAUCGACCGGUGCAGGCGUGGGCCCAGUGGGGGCCUGUCCCCCAGCCGUGGAGGGAGCCGCUCCGACAAAGGCAUCUGCAGGAGCAGUGGGUCAGCAAGGAGGCACAGGACACCCGGCUCCCACCGCCAGCUCGAGAGGAUGGGGUUGGGGGCAAGUUCCUCUCCACUCUUGUUCCCCUCACGCUCAGGGAAGCCUUGACCAUGAACAAACCCUGGUUCAUCUCCCACUCACAAGAGCGUGUUCGUCGCCUUGCCUUGCUGGUGGAAGAGAGGAAGUUGCAGAGUGAACUACAGAGCGAGAGGGACAGAUUGUUCAACCAGCCCCCAUCGCGGGGCUUCCAGGAGUGGAGGAGCCAGCAUCCAGAUUACUCCAUUUUAUUCAAGAAGAAAAUUUCCAAGCAAGAAAUGUUGGAUCGUUCUAAGCGACUGUAUGAGCAGCUUCCCGAAGUGCUCAGGAAGAGAGAAGAAGAAAAACGGAAAACAGAGUAUCGGGCUAACCGCCUGAAAGCUCAGCUCUAUAAACAGAAAAUCACCAAUCGUGUUUUGGGCAAGAAGGUCUCGUGGCAGUGAUUGCUCAGCAACUCGUGCAUGAUGUCUGGACUUUCUCCUCUGUGCCAUUUUCUAAAAUGUAAAUAAAUCUUUAGUUAAAUAAAAAUACUCCCUUGUUUUAAUUUCACUCUACAAGAGCAGAGCAAACACACUCAUUGAACAUGAGGUUACUAUAUGAACUAACACUAGGGACACAAACACUCCUCCUCUCCCCCCCCCACCGAGGUCUGUUUCUGACCCUGGACCAGAACUCAGCUGCCUGAGAUUCUUUUUCCUUGGAGUAGAAAGCAGUGCCCCAGCAGGGUUUUGCUGGUGCCUUUGGGACAUGUCUUCCUGCAGCACUGAUUACAAAGGCUGCUGCUAACUGUACAGGU
Messenger RNA from Mobula hypostoma (lesser devil ray), 6897 nucleotides. RefSeq names its product ALMS1 centrosome and basal body associated protein (gene alms1). Gene Ontology annotation, molecular function: microtubule binding. Bases 17 to 6544 code for a protein of 2175 amino acids. The record is from RefSeq and is a predicted model, not a curated record. NCBI's taxonomy places the organism in Eukaryota, Metazoa, Chordata, Chondrichthyes, Myliobatiformes, Myliobatidae. The transcript is spliced from 19 exons.